Messenger RNA from Athalia rosae (coleseed sawfly), 1521 nucleotides. RefSeq names its product facilitated trehalose transporter Tret1-like. Bases 79 to 1467 code for a protein of 462 amino acids. Lineage: Eukaryota; Metazoa; Arthropoda; Insecta; Hymenoptera; Athaliidae. Gene Ontology annotation, cellular component: membrane. Gene Ontology annotation, molecular function: transmembrane transporter activity. Gene Ontology annotation, biological process: transmembrane transport. The record is from RefSeq and is a predicted model, not a curated record. The transcript is spliced from 5 exons.
GCUGCUCAUACGCUCGCAUAAAAUGUUCAAGUUCGUCGACCUAAUCGGUGCAUUAUUGUCAGUGCAUCUUCGAGCAUCAUGGAGAAGUCGAGCAUCGGGAAUCAAAUAAUCACCAUGCUGGCAGCAACCCUGUCCACAUUGUGCGGUGGAAUCCACACCGGAUGGACCUCCCCGUCUCUGGUAAAACUGCAGGCCAAUAACUCCGACGUCCCCGUAACUCCGGAUCAGGGUUCUUGGAUUGCUAGUAUUUAUCCCAUCUCAUUUAUACCUGGUGUAUUCAUUGCCGGACUGAUAGUGAACAGAUGGGGUCGAAAGGUCACCCUUCAUUUGAUAGCGAUACCCGAGGCGCUUGCCUUCGCUUUGAUCAUAGCGGCGAAAAAUUACUGGUGGCUCUACAUAGCGAGGGCGUUAGCCGGCGUGAGUUCCGGUAUGACCUGCACAGCGAUACCGAUGUAUUUGGGCGAGAUAUCGGAAGACAGAGUGCGCGGUGCUCUGGGCGUGAUAAUCAAUCUGAUGGACAGUGUCGGAAUUUUACUAGCUUACUCCGUUGGGCCUUGGGUGAGCCGCGUAACUCUUGGUUGCGUGGGACUUGCCGUCCCGGUCAUUUUUACGCUGUCUUUCCUCUGGAUGCCGGAAUCCCCGCAUUUCCUGGUGAUGAAAGACAAGCCAGAAGAAGCCGAAAAGAGUCUGAAAUGGCUCUUGAAAAAAACAGUUCUGUCACCAGAAGAUCUGACGAAGAUUAAAGAGAACGUGGAGUUUGAGAAAAAAAAUGACAAAGGAACUAUAAAAGAUCUUCUUACGGAAAAAGGAAAUCGAAAGGCUCUUUUGAUCGUCACCGUACUCAUGUGCACGCAACAAAUAAGUGGAGUUUCGGCGAUACGUGCGUACACUGGAUUAAUUUUCACCAGAGCUGGAGCCACACUGGAUGUGGGUAUCGUGCUCAUCAUUAUUGGGGUGGUUCAAUUCAUCGGUGGACUACUGGGAAUGUUUCUUGUAGAUCACGCUGGACGAAAACCCCUUUUGUUGUAUUCAAUUGCCGGUUGCGUGAUAUGUCUCAUUGGAGAGGCUGUAUACUUUCAACUGGAGGCAAUCGGAGUGGACGUUAGUUCGCUGACGUGGAUAUCUGUGACGAGUAUCGUGGGCUACUUGCUCAGUUAUUCGAUCGGACUCGGAUGUCUGGCUUUUGUGAUACUCUCCGAGUUGUUUGCGUACAAUGUAAAGACGAUCGCUACCAUGUGGGCGAUCGUGAUUAUCUCAGUAAGCGCCAUGACCGUAACUAAACUUUAUCAGAUUGUCGCCGACACUUAUGGAGUUCACGCUGCCUUUUGGGGAUUCGCGGGAGCUACGAUACUAGCGGGAUUAUUUUUUUAUUUCGUCCUACCCGAAACGAAACAGAAGUCGUUCGCUGACAUACAAAAAAACUUGCGAAAUUCUAAUGCAUCUGACACAGUCAUCAUCAAAGCAUAGGGUACGUCUUUUGAUAUCUCAAUUUUUUCAAAUCCAAAGAAAUUUCUCACUUCA